Molecule: messenger RNA, 1461 nt
Organism: Phaeodactylum tricornutum CCAP 1055/1
Lineage: Eukaryota; Bacillariophyta; Bacillariophyceae; Surirellales; Neidiaceae
Exons: 2
Coding region: 38-1363 (441 amino acids)
Biological process (GO): gluconeogenesis; glycolytic process
Cellular component (GO): cytosol
Molecular function (GO): phosphoglycerate kinase activity; ATP binding; ADP binding
Source: RefSeq, a predicted model, not a curated record
CACACCGACGCGACCCGAUCUUCAACUCCACCCCACCAUGAAAUUCGUUCAAGCUGCCAUCUUCGCCCUCGCUGCCUCGGCCAGUACUGCUGCUGCUUUUGCCCCUGCCAAAACCUUUGGUGUCCGUAGCUUUGCCCCGGUUUCUCUGAUCGAGCUCGAAGCCAAGGCCUCCAUUGAAGACCUCAGCGAUGCCGAGCUUAAGGGAAAGAAGGUUCUCGUCCGUUGCGACGUCAACGUCCCCCUGGACGGUAAGAAGAUCACCGACGAUACCCGAAUUCGUUCCUCCAUCCCUACCAUUGAGUACUUGAAGAACAAGGGUGCCAUCGUCAGUGUCUGCUCACAUUUGGGACGCCCCAAGGACGGCCCCGAAGAUAAGUUCUCCCUCGGACCUUGCGCCGAGCGCAUGGGGGAACUCCUCGGACAAACUGUAACCCUCGCACCCGACUGCAUCGGUGAAGAAGUCGCCAAGAUUGUCAAUGAUGCCAAGGAAGGCGAUGUUAUCAUGCUCGAGAACACCCGCUUCUACAAGGAAGAGACCAAGAACGACCCGGAAUUCGUCGAAAAGCUUGCCGCUCCCUUUGACCUCUACGUCAACGACGCCUUUGGAACGGCCCACCGUGCCCAUGCCUCCACCGAAGGUGUGACCAAGUUUCUCAAACCUUCCGUUGGAGGAUUCUUGCUCGCCAAGGAACUCGAAUACCUUGAUGGUGCCAUUAGCAACGGAAAGAAACCCAUGGCCGCCAUUGUCGGUGGAUCCAAGGUCUCUUCCAAGAUCACCGUCCUCGAAGCCCUGCUCGAUAAAUGCGACAAGGUCAUCAUCGGAGGUGGUAUGGUAUUCACCUUCCUCAAGGCAAAGGGAUUCAAUGUUGGUACCUCCCUCGUCGAGGAUGACUUUGUGGAUACCGCCAAGGAAGUCUUGGCCAAGGCCGAAAAGUUGGGCAAGGAAAUCCUUCUUCCCAUUGAUAUCGUGAUUGCCGACAAGUUCGACGCGGAAGCCGAGACCAAGGUCGUAAGUGCCGAAGAAAUCCCUGAUGGCUGGAUGGGUCUGGACAACGGUCCCGAAACCACCGCACAGCAGAAGGAAGCACUUUCCGACUGCAAGACUAUCAUCAUGAACGGUCCCAUGGGAGUCUUUGAGUUCGAAAAGUUCGCCAAGGGAACUUUUGACCUUGUCAACAUCCUUGCCGAUCUUUCCAAAGACAAGGGUGCCAUUACUAUUAUCGGAGGAGGUGAUUCCGUUGCCGCCACUGAACAGAGCGGACGUGCCGGUGACAUGUCCCACAUCUCCACCGGCGGUGGUGCCAGUUUGGAGCUGUUGGAAGGAAAGGUCCUCCCCGGUGUGGCCGCGCUCAACGACAAAUAAAGUUGUCCUCUGGCGGCAGUGAGCAAUUUACGAGACGCGUGAUGCGCUACACGUCACACACAGUGUAAAUUCAUAUAGACCGAUACUUUGUCAUCGCU